AUGUAUAACGCGGAGAUGGCUGGCGAGCAAAUUGGCAGCGUGUGCCUUGCGGAGGUCGUCGCAGUAGAACAGUCCGCGGCGGGGUCGGGCUUCCUGGCCGACGUGGACGUCUUGAGACGCGAACUGGGCCUCGCCGGUCAGGCCUUCGAGGUGGUCGCGAGCGCCUGCCGCAUGAUCGGCGUGCCGGCGGAGGGCGGUCUCGUCGCGCAGGCGGCCGCGUGCCGCGCGGCGCUGGUCGGCGGGCCGCGCGCAAACCCGUCGGACGACGCAUUUGUCACGGAGCCGAACUACACAGCGUAUACGGGCAAGGCAUUGCACGCGCCGGCGGCGGCCCAGAUGGAUCGGGGCUUCCCCAUCGCCGGGCGCGAGGGGCCGCUGCGCCUGACGCUCGCGUCGCACCCCGGCCAAGCGCUCACGUUGGAAGGCGAUUGCUGUUGUCCGUUUCCGCCGCCGGUCUUCGUCUGCUGCUGUUCCGGCGUCAGGCUAGGGGACGAGCAUCGCGCGAUGCAAGUCGUCUACAAUCCGUUCCGCGGGCAGCUCCUCCGCCCCGAGGCCUGCAACCAGCGCAUACACAACUCGUGGGAAAAUUUCGUGCCCAACAAUGAAGUGAAUUCCUUCCACUGCGGCUGCUUCGACUGCGACCAUCAUGAAUCCUGGACCCUCUACUCGGACGGGACGAUUCACUCGAAAUAUCAUCCGGAGCUGGUGCUCGGCGCCCGCGACGACGGCAAGCUCUGCCUCGUCCGCCAGGAAGACCAGCGGAGGCGCCUCGCUCUUCUGCGGCGGACGAGGCAGAGCUUGCGCGCGGGGCUCCGUCGACGAGUUCUGGGACGCGCUCAUGAAGUUCGUCGACGGCCAGAAGGGCGCGACGGGCGCGGAGGGCUUCCUGCUCGAGGCCCUGCGCGCGUCGACGGACUACCGCCAGUUCGCCGUGACGAUGCGCCAGAUGCGGCGCGACCGGUCGGGGAAGUAAAAACUUGUAGUGUUGGGCUGCCCCCAGUCCCAGCUUGACCGGUGCGGCUGCCAGGGAGAGCUAGUACUAGAAGUACUACAAGUACGCCGGGCCCGCGCGGCCGCGCCCCCGCGUGUUAGCUCGGAGGCGGCCGCGGAGCUGUGCGACGCGCUCGCGCAAUCGGAGAGGCGUUGCCGGAGGCGUUCUUCCGUACUUCUCCCGCGGUGUUAUCCCGAAAAACCCGCGUAAGUGCAUUUAGCAAAAGCUCUCCUUUUUUUUCAAAUAAGUGUUGUGCGUUGGGCGUCUAGCGUCAACGCUCAAACACAGAGCAUUCGUGUGCAGUCUCCGAGUGCAGUCUCACGACAGAGGCCUAAAAAAGAAUAGCAAAAGUUGCAACUUUUUGGCAAAAGCCAGCCCUCUGUCGCGUUUUUCGUCUCAUUUUGCGGCAAGCACCGGCGUCUCGACCGCAUGGCUUCGGCCACAUUGCCAGCAGUCACCCCUUUCACAACUCUCGUGUCUGGUCGAAGCCAUCCUUCAUAUUGACGUCGCGGCGACCUCGCGAGCGCGAACGACGAACGGUACGCGACACGCGAAUAUCCUACGAGACGGAGCUACGGCGCGCGGAGAGGGACGGAUGAGAACAAAGGAUGACCCCUACGAUCUUCUCUUCAAACAUUCUUAUUACAUUGGGUCGCACCGCGCAGGCGACCGCCCCCGUUCAUCCUCUGAACGCACGACUCCCGCGUCUCCUUUAGCUCCUGCGCACGUCCCCGUACGCGGCGGUCGUCCGGCACGCCGUCGAUCGUCGACCGGUCUCGGGAAGGUGCUCUCUUAAUUUGAAGGCACCGCCGCGUCUCGUCGCGCACGUUCAGUCACCUCCCACGCAGGCCGCCGCCCGUGGCCGUGCCGCCGUCGCUAAAGCCCUCGUCCCACACGUCGAGGCAGCAGCCAAGUCGCUGCCGACGCGCCGAGCUCGCCGUCGACGCCAGCGCGGGAAUCUUUACCUUCGCCGGCCCUUCUUCUGGUGGUGCACGGUCGCGCCCUUAUAUAUACGUACAAGCGCGUUCCGGGCACGCCGUCCGUCGCAACACUUUGCCCCGCCGACUGCGUCCUGGCCGCGCUCUAGUGGUUAGGACGCGUCUCCGCGGCGCGCUCGUAUCGUUGAUCUCCACACAGGCCGCCGCCCGUGGCCGUGCCGCCGUCGCUAAAGCCCUCGUCCCACACGUCGAGGCAGCAGCUAAGUCGCUGCCGACGCGCCGAGCUCGCAGUCGACGCCAGCGCGGGAAUCUUUACCUUCGCCGGCCCUUCUUCUGGUGGUGCACGGUCGCGCCCUUAUAUAUGUGUACAAUUGCGCGUUCCCGGCACGCCGCUCGUCGGAACGCGUUGCCCACACACGGCCGCGCUCUAGCCGGGAUGUAGAGGUUCGACGCGCGCACGUCCGUCGCGCUCGAAACCUUUCUUUCGCCAAACGCAGGCCCGCCUAUACAGCCAGGCCUAUACAGCCAGUACCCAUGCCGAGACAUAGAGACCGAGUUGUGAAGGGGGCCCUGUGGUUGGGCCGCGGUGGCCGUCCGGACGGCCCACUCCACCCGGUAGUCGCACAAAAAUUAGAAGCUGCCGUCCAGAACUGCAAUGCCGUCGACGCACAAGGGCUGCGCGAUUUCUGCGACCACGCCACGCCCAAAGAAUCGCUCGCCUUGUUCGAGAAAGGCGAAAAGUACUGGAUUCAUCCGGCCGGUGACGUGCAGCUCUUCUUAAGGACGCAGGCCGCAGAAGCCCUCGGGGCUAUUAGUAAAGCCAAAGACGUGGAAGCGGCAGUGCGGGCCGUCGGCGCCAUCCAAAACGUCUUCGGCUCGCACCUCGGCGUCCACUUCUUCGAGACCGAGUCGUACGUGAAGCAGUCGAAGCUAGAAGUCCAGGAGGGCAAGGUGCUCGUGAUCGAACUGCUCUGCGCCCUGCGGAACAACAAGUUCAACAGCAUCAAGGACCCGGAGGAUUCUCUCACCGCAGCCGAGAUAUAUAAAGCGCUCACAGCUGUCGCCAAGGCGAGCGGCGUAGCGCCCCGUGUGGAAAUCAACUUUCAACGCGUCCCAGCCCGACGCGACGUCGUCCCCGUAACGCAUCUGAUCGAUGUCAUGGGCGUUCGAGCGUCUCUUGCAAUAAUUUCCAUUCCACACAGGUAAUGCCCCAGUAUAUAUUGAUCCUGGAGGCGGUCCUCGUCCCUGGUCUAGAUGGCGUCCUGGUCAUCGGCAAGGUCAAGGGCGACGUCUACGAGUACAACCCGAGCCCCAACAUCCACGCGUUCGCGCUGAACCAUCUCGAGUCCGAGCCGCGCGCCGCGCUCCUCAACAAGUGCCGGGAGGUGAACGCGGCGAUCCUCAAGCGCAUCUCGGACGACUUCGUCAUCGUCGCGUGCGGCGGCAAUGCCGAGGUCGAGCUCGGCCACACGCUAAAGCUCCUCAGCGGCGACGCGCGCCGCCGCCUCGUGGCCAAGUACAGCGUGGCCCACCCGUCCGUGCUAGCAUACUGCAAGCCGAAGCAGGUCGAGUUCGUAGCUUGGGCGGAAGUCAAAAUUUCACGACGCCUUCGUGCUGAAUCGUCGGCCUUCACGCCAUCGACGCAACGCCUGCUCGAUGGCAUGGCGGUGUAGCUACCUUACCACUCGAUGGAGCCAGCACGGUCAUCUCAUCGCCGAGAAAUGACUUCGUGAAGAAAUAUCGUGCACCCGACGCACUGGUUGAUUUCCAUACAGGUUCCUAGCCAAAUUCGCCGAAGCCGUAGACAAACUCUGCUUUGCCGACGGUAAGGGGCCGGCCGCCUUGCAGGCAUUAGCGGCCACGGGCGACGCGCCGUUGCCGGAGCCGUGGAGUGAAUGCAGGAGGGCGUCGGGGAACAAGAGCCAUGCAGGCCGCGUCUACAUCGCCGCAACAAAGGACGGCGGCCAGGUCUCCACGGGCAGCCGCAUCGAUGCGAUGAACGCCUCGUUACACAUCGAAGAGCAUCCAGACACGUCCAUCGAAGAUGCCUUGACGUUCGUCAUCAAGGAGCGCGUCGCCUUAGAUUACUUCGAGGUCGUCGGUACCCGUGUUGAAACCGCGUUGUCCCGUUUCCUAACUCACUGGUUGAUGUCCACGCAGAAGGUCCGGGUCAGCGGAGGCAUGUGGUGGCACAAGUACCCCGGCUUCCCCCCCAUUGGCAACCACAAGCACGCGGUGGCGUUCUCAGCAGCACUCGUGGCCGCGGGAAAGCUCGGCGCGCCCGCCAACGACCCGCUCGUCGCCGAGCUCUACCACGAGACGGUCGGCGUUCACCUCGAGAAGCGGGUCGCGGCGAAGGAAAUGCCCGGCCUUGUGCACACAGUCGUCAACUUGCAGCAGAACAAACACGUAUGGGCCCACGGCGACCUCGUCGCGACCAGCGAGGACCAAGCCCGGAAGUUCUCGGCAGCGCUCAAGAGCAGAGGACUCCUCGAGGCGCGCGCCGGCGACCCGCGCGUCCAGUCCACCGCGCGGAAAUAAAAGUUCACGGACACAUCUUCGCCAAGGUGCGCCCAACUCACUGGUUGAUUUCCACAGGUCCAGAAAGCGUACGACGAGGUCAUCCUCGCGCCACUCCUCGCCAAAAAGGAGCAGAGAGGGUUGAUAGUCGUCCUCCAAUCGAAUCCUCCUGCAGUAUAUAGAUGGCACCUCCCCGGAACAACUAUGUAUCUGACCAAGGAGAACGACGCCAAGGCCUUCUCGGAAGCGCUGAUCCGGGCCAAACUCGUCGACGCGCCCGCCGGCGACCGGCGUGUCAGGGAGCUGUUCAACAAGACCUUCCCGGACCUGGCCAACAAGAAAUGGGCUAACUACAUCAAGGCAGUGACAAAGGCGAAGAUAGCGGCGUCGCCGAGGCUCAUCGCGGUGGCGAAGGCCGCCGCCGCUGCCGCCGAGCGCCAGUCGCCGCAGAGCUCGCUCACUUCGUCGGACGUCGCUGCGCCUCCGCCGCGGCCGCGCGCGUCGGGCGUCGCCGCGGCGCCGUCGAUCAGUCAGCAGAAACGGAAGGCGUCGCACCCUUCUCUGCAGAACUUCUUUAGGAAGAGGACGAAGCAGCCGCCGCGCGCCGCGCCGUCGCGCGACGAGCUGGCCCGCGCCGCGGCGCCACCGUCGCGCGACGAGCUGCCGCCGGGCGCCGCCGCGUCGCCCCGCGACGAGCCGGCGGCCGCCGCCGCCGCGCGCCUCUUCGCGGCGCCGCCGUCGCGCGCCGCGCCGUCGCGCGACGAGCUGGCCCGCGCCGCGGCGCCACCGUCGCGCGACGAGCCGCCGCCGGGCGCCGCCGCGUCGCCGCGCGACGAGCCGGCGGCGGCCGCCGCCGCGCGCUUCUUCGCGGCGCAGCCGUCGCGCGCCACGCCGUCGCGCGACGAGCUGCCGCGCGCCGCGGCGCCGCCGUCGCGCGACGAGCCGCCGCCGGGCGCCGCCGCGUCGCCGCGCGACGAGCCGGCGGCGGCCGCCGCCGCGCGCUUCUUCGCGGCGCAGCCGUCGCGCGCCGCGCCGUCGCGCAACGAGCUGCCGCGCGCCGCGGCGCCGCCGUCGCGCGACGAGCCGCCGCCGGGCGCCGCCGCGCCGCCGUCGCUCGCCCAAGUGACGGUCAAAAAGCGCAGGCGCAUCGUCGAGUCCGACGACGAGGACGAGUCGCUGCAGCCGUCGCCCGAGGCGCACCCGUCCAAGAUGCGACGCGUCUCGCCGCCCACGGUCACGGACGAGGCGACGCCCGACGCCCCGGACCCGCGCGUCUCGCCGACAAUGAUGGCGGACCUCGUCCAGCUCGCCCGCGAGGACCCCGGCGCCUUUGAAGCGCUCUGCGCCGCCGUGCGGCGGAAGGCGCAAUCAUGA
Molecule: messenger RNA, 5823 nt
Organism: Pelagomonas calceolata
Lineage: Eukaryota; Pelagophyceae; Pelagomonadales; Pelagomonadaceae
Source: the annotation of a GenBank genome assembly